This is a messenger RNA of Penicillium macrosclerotiorum, 1602 nucleotides long. RefSeq lists its product as uncharacterized. NCBI's taxonomy places the organism in Eukaryota, Fungi, Ascomycota, Eurotiomycetes, Eurotiales, Aspergillaceae. Bases 1 to 1602 code for a protein of 533 amino acids. The transcript has 2 exons. Gene Ontology annotation, molecular function: ATP binding; protein kinase activity. The record is from RefSeq and is a predicted model, not a curated record. Gene Ontology annotation, biological process: protein phosphorylation; mitotic G2 DNA damage checkpoint signaling. Gene Ontology annotation, cellular component: cytoplasm; site of double-strand break; nucleus.
AUGCAGCAUUCGCAACUUGCCCCGCUGCCAAGCGAUGUCCCUUUCCGCAUCAUCUCCAAAACAAUUGGUCAAGGCGCGUACGCAUGCAUCAAAAAGGCCUGCCCGCUAGAUGCCGACAACCCUGUCUUCGCCGUCAAGUACAUCCACAAGGACUACGCCGCGCGCCAUGGCAAGAUCAGUGCCAGGCAGCUUCAACUGGAAGUCACGGUACACAGGCAUGUGACAGGCCAUAACAACAUCAUCAGCUUUUAUCAAACCGGCGAGGAUGAUGUGUGGCGAUGGAUUGCGAUGGAAUUGGCAGAAGGGGGCGACCUCUUCGAUAAGAUCGAGGCAGACGAGGGAGUCGGCGAGGAUGUGGCCCACGUCUACUUCUCGCAACUCAUCAGCGCCGUCAGUUUCAUGCAUUCCAAGGGAGUGGGUCAUCGCGACAUCAAGCCCGAGAACAUGCUGCUCACGGCCGAUGGGAACCUGAAGAUUGCGGAUUUUGGGUUGGCGGCACUGUUCGAAUACAAGGGAGCCCGGAAACUCUCGGCCACCUUUUGCGGAAGCCCGCCCUACAUUGCACCGGAGGUGAUUACCUGCAGCACUCGGGGUACCACUAAAGGAUCGGGCUACCAUCCCGACUUGGUUGACAUCUGGUCCUGUGGCAUCGUUCUGUUCGUUCUUCUGGCGGGGAACACACCGUGGGACAGCCCAACGGACGAGAGUUAUGAGUUUCAUGAAUACCUGACAACAAAUGCGAGAACUACAGAUGAAUUGUGGCAAAAGCUCCCUCCGGCUACAUUGUCCCUAUUGCGCGGCAUGCUGACAGUGGAUCCUAAGAGUCGCUUCUCCCUAGAAGAUGUACGAAGACAUCCAUGGUACACGCGAUCAAACAAGUACCUAUCAUCUGAUGGUAAAUUGCGAGACCCCAUCAACCUAGCCACCUCCAUGUUUGAAUCACUGCAUAUCGAUUUCAGCCAGGAUCCUCUAUCCCAGAAACGGAGAGGGGCCAGCCGAAGUUUCGAUCCUAUGGAUACGGAUAUGGAUGGCAAUGGUGGUGGUGGUCUGUCUUCCACCCAGCCCGAGAUGCUGGGUGGUGGGCUCAUGAUGGACUGGGACACCCCCCAUCUAGCCUCAGAGUUCUCUUCAACGCAGCCCGCCCACAAACCAUUUGCUUCUCAAGAUAUUGCAAUGGCAACCCAUCUUGAAGACGAGCCCUCCAUGUCACAAUUCUCCCAACAGCCAUCCGUUCCCCUGAGCCGGACCCAGAAUGCCCAAAAAUUCCAGGAUAUCAUUCCUUCACGAUCAAUGACACGCUUCUAUUCAGCAUGGGAAUUGAAGCUUCUAGUCCCCUUGAUCUGCGAAGGCCUUCAUCGUCUGGGGGUUCCUGUUCCUUCGGUCCCGGCUGUGACUGCCGGUGACACUUCAGCUAUGAUCCGCGUGAUUGCGAAGGAUGGCCGCAUGUGUCCACUACAGGGCAAAGUACUCAUUGAGUGUGUCUCAGAGGGAGUAUUCGAAGUGGAAUUCGUCAAGAUCAAGGGUGAUCCCUUAGAAUGGCGCCGAUUCUUCAAAAAAGUGGCUAUCCUGUGCAAGGAUGCAGUAUUCAAGCCUGAUGAAUGA